This is a messenger RNA of Sinocyclocheilus anshuiensis, 1892 nucleotides long. RefSeq names its product RNA-binding motif, single-stranded-interacting protein 1-like. The record is from RefSeq and is a predicted model, not a curated record. Gene Ontology annotation, molecular function: RNA binding. Gene Ontology annotation, cellular component: ribonucleoprotein complex. NCBI's taxonomy places the organism in Eukaryota, Metazoa, Chordata, Actinopteri, Cypriniformes, Cyprinidae. The coding region runs from base 233 to 1456 and encodes 407 amino acids. The transcript has 14 exons.
ACCGAAACUGCUCAGACGAGCAAAGGUGGGAAUAAAGCAUCUAUCAAGAGCGAGGUUUUUAUUUAGCAGAAACCUUUAUCUGCUCAAAGCACGGAUUAUCACUUCACUCCGAAGCCAACAUUGAAGUGUGCGAUGUGGAAAAUUUACAGCUCUCUACUGUAACCUGAUAUCAACUGAUUUUGAGAGUAGAUUUUUUAAUUAAUCGUUGGGUCACAUAACACGGGAAUACAGGAUGAUCUUCGCAAAUACGGCCAACCCAAUGAGAACUCCGUCAUAUCGAAAGCAGCCUCCUGUUGCUCCGCCCACCCUCCCGAUGGCCCCGCCCAGCCCGAGCACCAAUAGCAGCACCAACAACAGCAGUAGCAGCAGCAGCAGCACAACCGGCUGGGAGCAACUCAGCAAAACAAACCUCUACAUCCGCGGGUUACCACCAGGAACCACUGAUCACGACCUGGUCAAGCUCUGCCAGCCAUAUGGUAAAAUCGUGUCCACCAAAGCCAUUCUUGACAAGACUACAAACAAAUGCAAAGGAUAUGGGUUUGUGGAUUUUGACAGUCCUGUGUCCGCACAAAAAGCCGUCGCAGCACUAAAGACCAAUGGAGUUCAGGCUCAAAUGGCCAAGCAACAGGAGCAGGACCCGACUAACCUGUACCUGUCCAACCUGCCCGUGUCCAUGGAUGAGCAGGAGCUGGAGAACCUACUCAAACCUUUUGGACCGGUCGUCUCCACCCGAAUCCUCCGUGACACUAACGGAGUGAGUCGGGGAGUGGGUUUUGCCAGGAUGGAAUCAACAGAGAAGUGCGACGCCGUGAUCUCUCACUUCAAUGGGAAAUUCAUUAAAUCCUCCUCUGGGAUGCUAGGUGCAUCAGAACCUUUGCUGUGUAAGUUUGCUGACGGCGGGCAGAAGAAGAGACAGAGUCAGGCGAAAUACAUCACCAAUGGACGAACCUGGACACGAGACGCCGAGGUGAGACUAAGUGGAAUGACCUUGACCUAUGACCCUAACACCGCCCUUCAGAAUGGGUACUAUGCUGCUCCUUAUGCCAUGGGGAACCGGUUAAUGGCUCAGCCAGGAGUGUCCCCAUACAUCUCUUCCAUCUCUGCAUACCAAGUACAGAAUCCUUCAUGGAUGCCACAUCAGCCUUACAUCAUGCAACACCCGGGAGCCGUUCUGUCGCCCUCUAUGGAGCAUCCCAUGUCACUGCAGCCCUCCGCUAUGUUGGCUCCCCUCAGCCAGCAGAUGGGCCAUCUCUCUCUGGGCGGCACUGCGACCCCACAUCGGUCUGCUUUCCUGCAGUUUAUUCCUGCCAACACAGGAAUGUCAGGAGCUUACAUUCCUCAAUAUGCCCACAUUCAGCCCUCUGCCAUCCCUCCUGAGCAGGAAAGUGGUGUACAGCCACAAGAUGUGUCCUCUUCAGAUCCUUCAUCGUACCCUUUCCAACCAAACAAGCAAUAAAACGGUUAACCAUCUGAGCUCAGAAACAGACACGGUCUGCUGAGUGUUAAUACCGUAACAACGUUUGCUUUCAUUUAGAGGAAGUGACAUCAGAAAGGAAGUGACGCUCAUGCACGUGUUGCAGGAAAUUUGUCCAUGAUUUAAUCAUCAACAAGAAACCUCAGAAAACUCUUGUGCAAACAUUUUCUCCAACAAAUCAAGACAAGGCAAUAUUACACCAAUUAUGGACAACGGAAGGGAGCAGAGUUUUAUUUUGCCAGAAAGAGGAAGGAGAUGACAAAUGCUUAUUUUUUACCAAGAACUAUUAACACAGACCAUGUCUGUGAGUAAAAUUGAGUGAUGAUGAUGAUGGUGAUGACACCUUUCGAUGCAUGAUGUUUUUUUAAGUAUGCUUUUUAUUACGUUUUUAUGGACUUUCUCAAACAGACAAAAGAAA